This is a messenger RNA of Theobroma umbraticum, 1143 nucleotides long. RefSeq lists its product as uncharacterized. Lineage: Eukaryota; Viridiplantae; Streptophyta; Magnoliopsida; Malvales; Malvaceae. The record is from RefSeq and is a predicted model, not a curated record.
AAAAAAUAAAAUAAAAUUGAAGCUUCCAGCAAUGGGUGCCUCUGAAUCUGCCCUCUCAGGUUCGUCGCCGACGCCGGCCGAUCAAAUCACCACCAUUUCCCAGCGAUCAGAAACGGUCGAUCCCAUUUUAGAGAAGCUUAAAUCCCUCAAAAUUACGUCUCCUAUACUGACGACACCGCCGACGGAGGGUAGCUUAACGGACAUUUUAGUGAGAAAACCGUCGUCGUCUUCAGCUCAAGCUACUGUGAAUCCAAAGGUGUUGCUGGAGCUGUUCUCAAUGUAUCGUGACUGGCAGGAGGAGAAGGUUCAGAAGAUUAGCAAGAAACAGGAAGAGAUUGAAAACAAAAUAGAAGUUGCAGAUGCUUUGGCAGUUAAACUUUUUCAACGUUUUAAUUACUCAGUAUCAGCAAUGAAGACAACUUCACAACAUUUAUCAGAAGUCCACACAUUGCAAGUGGAGCUUGGGGAGCUUAAAGGAAGGUUAACUGAAGUCAUCAGCAAUUGCGACACACUGUGCAAGAGAAUUGCUGCUGAGGGGCCAGAACCUCUUCGAUCAUCUAUCAAGCCAUUUGUAGUUGCCACUGCCAACUCAACAGUAAAUCGUAGCUUAUCUGCAGAGCAAAGGGUUGCAGAUCAAAGUUCAACAUCUGCAGAAGCCAAACUAGACUGACUCUUCUUAUCUCAUCUGUACAUAGUUGACAUAUUCUUUAACCUUAUUUCUUCAUUGAGAUUGAUGUUUAUUUUGUGCCUUAUACAAACAGUGUACUAACAUUUGGAGUGAGCAAAGUUUUGAAUACAGAUUAGAGAGGAAUUUUUUGGAUUAAAUGUGACGGCAGUUGUUGUGGGUUUUGUUUCUUUAGAUUGCCUAUGAAAUCAAGAUUCCUCUAGGGGACUGCAUGUUACCCCUGCCGACAGAAUAUAGUUGUGGAGAGAGGGACCAAUUUUUAAACCUCUCUUUUUCAAAGUAAUAAUCAGGAAAAAGAAAAAGAGGUGAUUCACAUCACCAAAUCAGUCAUUCAAAUCCUCAUCAACAAUUUAGCAGGGCAACAAGACAUUUUGGUUUUCACAAGCUUAUUUGGCCAUGCAUGUCCUUAUCCCUCGACACAUCACGUGAUCUUCUGACCAUGCAGACAUAAGCGGCCU